AUGGAGGACCCUAAGACCGAGAAAAAUGUUCAUCACAAUGCAGAUCGCAGGGCGAGGGAGCUUUACCGCUACUACCAGCCUCCUAUACAAGCUGGCGUGGUCCCGUCUUGGCUUCCCACGAGCGAAGAGUUCCCAUUCUCUAGUCCUUCAGGAAACAUCAACACACCACCAAUCUCUGAAAGCUCUGCGCCCUCGGAAACCGGCAGAGUCCGUCCAUCGACUGCAAUCGGCCCUGACGCUCUGGUUUUGGGAACCUCGAACAGCACCUUGACCUCAUUUGCCCAGCUGGCAGCUUUGCGCCUGAACGUCGAGCGAGUGCUAAUUGCUGUGACGGAUCGCGACCGACAACAUAUCAUUGCCGAAGCUACAAAGACGCUGAAUUUGAAUGACGCAUCGGUUCACGACGACAAAGACAACAUCUGGCUGGGCGCUUCCGACACCCGCAGAACAUGGAGAGUGUGCAAGGACACUGUUGCAUUACCACCCAACGAUCGGGAGACCGCAAAUUAUCAAUUCUUAAUUGUGAACGAUAUGAGCGAGAGUCAUCGCUUUAAGCAACUUUCCUUUGUCGAAAACGAUCCACACUUUCGGUUCUAUGCGGGAACCCCCUUGACCACCAAGAACAACAUCAAUUUAGGCUGUUUUUUUGUGUUGGACAGCAAACCUCGGGAUGGAUUGACGUCUCUUGAAAAGGAUACACUGGGAUCAUUGUCAAUGCUUGUCAUGGACUAUUUAAGGAUUUGCAGGCAAGCUUCAGAAGGCCGCCGGGCGGCACGCCUCUCCCGAGGACUGAGCUAUUUUGUUGAAGGAAGCUCGAGCUUUGUGGACAGCGUGGACCCGUCACGCACCGACAGCACGGCACCUUUAUCUACUGGGUCUUAUAAAAACAGUGUCUCAGAUGGCUCACGUGGGAACAGCUUGGAGGAUGGAUUCCAAGGGAUAUCAAACAGCCCGCCGAACGAACGGUCUAUCGAUUCAAAUCCCUCUAACCGAAUUAGCGUCUCUCGUGGCUCCCGUGGCAACAGCGCAGACGACGCAUCGCAAGCGGCAUCGAACAGUUCACCAAAUAAUAGGUCUCUUAGCAAUGAUGCGCAAUCCUUCAGUUCGCAACCCUCCGACUCAAAACUAGAUACAGGAACCUCCGGUACGGGCAUAGGGAGUUCGUUGCCAGAAUGGCUGACAAGCAGUGGCCAGAACCGGUUACCGCCAGAUGAUUCACAGGGCAAUUCUUGGUGUUUCCGCAGGGCUGCAAACCUACUUCGCGAGAGUCUUGACUUGAAUGGCGAAAGUGGUGUCAUUUUCCUCGAAGCAAAUAACAGUCCCACGUUGGACAUCAACAGCGGAAGUGAUUGCUCUGAUGCAGGUGGACCUGCUCCCGUGUUGUCAGCGUCCACGAAUGAUGAGCCCUUUGCUCCCCAAGCUGGCUCAAUGGCCACAUGCGCUGCAGCCAACCUGGACCGAUCGUUUUUACAAUUAAUGCUCCGCCGCUAUCCCAGGGGAAAGCUGUGGUCUUUCCAUCGCGAUGGGCUCAUCUCGACAUCAGACGAUGAUGAUCAACAUCCUCAGGAUAACAAGGGCCCACUUACUCCCACCCAUAGUGCUUCCAGCCGUUCUCCAUCUGAUGCUCCCCCACCCCCACCACCUGAGCCUUCAAAGCUCACUCGGAAACGGCGAAAGGCCGCGGAGAACAGUGUUCUGAAUCAAUACUUCCCGAAUGCUACGCAAAUCAUGUUUGUGCCGUUGUGGAAUGCUGUUGCCUCUCAAUGGUUCGCUGGGUGCUUCUGCUGGAGUACUGUCGAGACCCAAGUGUUUACCACUUCAGUCGAAUUGAGUUCAGUGCUUGGUUUUGCAUCCUCUAUUAUGGCUGAAUAUAGUCGCGUCGAAUCUCUUAUAGCCGAUCGCCAGAAGGGCGAUUUCAUCGGUAGCAUCUCGCACGAACUUCGCAGUCCGCUUCAUGGAAUCUUGGCCGCCGCCGAGUUUUUGAGCAGCACUCAUUUGAACGAAUUUCAAGAUUCGUUGCUGGAGACGGUCAAUGCAUGCGGCCGGACCCUGCUUGAUACAAUGAACCAAGUACUUGAUUUCAGUAAAGUGGUAUCUCUGGAACGGACAUGGAAAUCGAUGAAACGCAGGAAAGAGAAACCGCUGGAUUUCAAAGGAACGGAUAAGCUCGCCUAUCACCUUGACACAUAUGUGGCCACGGAUCUCGCCAUCUUGGCCGAGGAAGUCGUGGAAGGCAUUUGUCUUGGCCAUGUGUACGGUCAAAGCUCAACCGCGUCAGCUGAUCUGCCCGUAUUGAUGCCACAUCACCCAAAGUUGCAAAGCGGACGAUCCAAUGUGGAGGUUGUUAUGGAUGUAGCGUAUGGGGAUUGGGUCUACCGCACCCAGCCUGGUGCUUUGCGCCGCAUUAUCAUGAAUUUGUUCGGGAACGCCAUGAAAUAUACGGAGGCUGGCCGAGUCACUUUGCAGUUGGAAGCGUCCAGUCAAUCCGAAGGACGAUCCCGCCGCCAGGGCCUCGAGGACUUGGUCACGCUGACCGUCACUGAUACUGGCAAAGGUAUAUCGGAAGAGUUUUUGCGCAGCAAGCUAUACACCCCCUUUGCCCAAGAGGAUUCUCUGGCGGUGGGCACUGGUCUGGGAUUAUCCAUAGUCCGAAGCUUGGUCAAGGCCUUAAGUGGAACCAUUCGCAUUCGCAGCCGCCCUGGAGAGGGGACCACCGUACAUGUGUCGCUCCCACUAGCCCGCCCUGUUGGCAAGGAGAGUCCGGCUAUCGAACCCUCAGGGCAACUCAUUCAGCAUAGAGAGACUCUGACUCAAACUCUUCUGCUUCGCGAAGGGUACCCAGGGAAACGGGCCGCGAUAUGGGGCAUUGACCCAGCUGAGGUGACGGGUCACUCCAAUUGGUCUGAGAUCGCUCGCUAUCUCACAGACUGGUACGCCAUAGAGCUUGUCUCGUGCUCAUCUGAGAGCACUGUCGAUAUGGUCCUGAUUGAUGAGAAUGACUUGCCACAAUUCCGCGAGAUCGCACCGGCGGUCACACUACCCGCCCUUCUCAUCCUGUGCCACAAAUCCGUGGAUUAUACCGGUGCACUGUCCGAAUGGUUGCCUCUUGCUUCUUCAGUGCACAUCAUCCGACGUCCUUGUGGACCACACAAGUUAGCUCGAAGCGUGACAAGGUGUCUAGCACAAAAUCAAUCAGCAUCUGCGACACCCGCAUCCGUCAUGCAGCCAAUCGAUUUACCUAUUCGAACUUCAUCCCUGCCAUCCGCCAUGUCUCCCGCCAGUCCUACCUCUUCCGCUGGUGCCAGAAGUGCCCCAGAAUUGAAUCUACCGGGAAUUCGCUCGACCAAACAGCGUAUGACGCCACUGGCAGGGCCAUCAGUUAUCACCUCAUUACCUGAAGAGAUUAUUGAAGCCCCCUUGCCGUCGCCAUUGGUAGAUGGUGCAAUCAACUCGUCGCGCCUGGCGCGCAUAUUGGUGGUGGACGACAACCGUAUCAACCUCAAUUUGAUGAUGACAUUCUUGAAAAAGCGCCAGCUCACCGAGCUGGAUGCUGCCGAGAAUGGCAAGCUGGCCGUGGAGGCGGUCGAGCGCAUGCAGAGCGGAUAUGAUAUCAUCUUUAUGGACAUCUCCAUGCCUGUCAUGAAUGGCUUUGAGGCCACCCGUGCUAUCCGCUCAUUGGAAAGGGACGAGGAUGGCCGUAAGCCUGCCAUCAUCAUUGCCUUGACAGGGCUCAGCAGCUCCCGCGACGAGUCUGAUGCCCUGGCUUCUGGUGUCGAUUUGUUCCUCACCAAGCCUGUGUCAUUCAGGGAAGUAUCACGACUUCUGACUGAAUGGGAAAAGGAUGGGAUGGAGAAAGAACGGAGGCUAUCUUGA
Molecule: messenger RNA, 3873 nt
Organism: Penicillium antarcticum
Lineage: Eukaryota; Fungi; Ascomycota; Eurotiomycetes; Eurotiales; Aspergillaceae
Exons: 3
Coding region: 1-3873 (1290 amino acids)
Biological process (GO): phosphorelay signal transduction system; protein autophosphorylation
Molecular function (GO): phosphorelay sensor kinase activity; histidine phosphotransfer kinase activity
Source: RefSeq, a predicted model, not a curated record